CCGCCGCCUCUUCUUGUGACAUUCUCACUUCCUCAUUUCUAACGCUGUCAGCUCCCAGCCAUGCCCCCAAAGGGAAAGAAGACAAAGGCAGAAGAGGCACUUGAUUUCCUUUCCAACCUCGAUAAUCUUGAUGCGCCAGACACGUCAAGCCCUCCUCCCACAGGCGAGGCCACACGCGACUCAACAGACAGUACUCGCAAGUCUCUCUCCGCUUCAAGAGAGCUUCCAAGCAAGGCAGCUGCAAAACCCACGACCGAAGAUGAGGAGGCAGAAUCUGCUUUGGCGUUCUUGAAUGCCCAAAUCAAUCAGAAGAGAGCAAAACCAUUGAGCGACUCUCGAGCGGGGACCCCUCUUUCAGCCGCCGGGUCGUCUGCCGCAACUGCCAGUGCAUCUACGUCUGCUCCUAAACCCAAGGCACCUGCUACAGAACCUAUCAAUAUGCCCACAGAAACCCCUUCUCCCGCUCAAUCGUCGGGCGGUUGGGGUUCAUUUUGGUCCACCGCGACUUCCGCCCUUCAAUCUGCGCAGCGUGUUGCCGAUGAGCAGUACCAGAAGGUCAAGAGUGAAGGCGUCAAUGGUGUUACAGGCCAGCUUGAGAACCUUCGUGUCAACGUAAAAUCUGUCCCUGGAGUCGACUUAAGUAAACUGAGGAAAGGUGCGGAGGAAAGACUGGGAGGGUUCGUCAGGGGAGUGGACUUGGACAAGCUUCGAAAGGACCUUGUCAACACUACUUCCUCAACUCUUACCACCAUUCUCGACACAGUUGCGCCGCCUAUUUCAGAACACGAAACUCUUGAGCUUUGGCUAUCCCACCCCAUGAUCGGGUACGCCGGUGUUGAAGGUGUAAUCUACCGCGCCUGGGCUCGUAUCUUGGAGCAAACGGAAAGCGGAGAGCUCAUCAUUAUAUGGUCUCCUUCGCCAACUCCUGAUGAUGUCUCGGGAGAGCCCAGGAGUAUCAACCCCGUCGAAGGAUGGGACGCCGCUUGGGAACUUGGAAAGAAAGAAGUUGCUGCCAUUAAGGCCCGGGAGGAGGAAAAACCCCGAGGUAGAGCAGAAGCAAAGCGCAACGUGCAUGUUACCACUGUUCCUAUCUUCCUUCACCUCCAACCUCUUCUUGUCCGUCUUCCUUACGCCGAACCGCCUAUUCACUCCUCCACCUCCACUCAGGACAAGCCUUUCACCCCACCUAACCACUUGUAUUUCCUCUUCACUCUCGAGGACCCCUCUCAUUCAUUAAAAUUUACGACUGUCAGUCAGCCGACUCCUUCGGACUGGAUGGAUGUCGAGUAUGAAAACUCUGAGUGGGUUGAGGAGAGAUUGGUCGAGGUGUUGAGGACAGGUGUAGAGGUUAUUGCUCAAGAUUACGUUGCCACCCGAAUGGGGCUCAAGCCUUCCGCCCCACAAGCUGCUGCAGUGGCCGCGUUGGUGGAGCAGGCUAAUCAAGAGGAGGAAGACAAAGCUGCAGCAGAUGAGAAGAAGAGUGAUUAAGAAGCAUGCGAUGUACUACAGUAUACGUGUACGAGGGCAGAGUAAUGAUUUCUCAAAGAUUCGCGAACUUUUGGAUACGUAUGAUGAAAAUAAUGAGCUCCA
Cryptococcus deneoformans JEC21 is the source of this 1590-nucleotide messenger RNA. RefSeq lists its product as hypothetical. NCBI's taxonomy places the organism in Eukaryota, Fungi, Basidiomycota, Tremellomycetes, Tremellales, Cryptococcaceae. The transcript is spliced from 3 exons. The record is from RefSeq and is a predicted model, not a curated record. The coding region runs from base 61 to 1488 and encodes 475 amino acids.